Molecule: messenger RNA, 1287 nt
Organism: Suillus paluster
Lineage: Eukaryota; Fungi; Basidiomycota; Agaricomycetes; Boletales; Suillaceae
Product: P-loop containing nucleoside triphosphate hydrolase protein
Exons: 7
Coding region: 274-1194 (306 amino acids)
Molecular function (GO): GTP binding
Source: RefSeq, a predicted model, not a curated record
GAGGUUUGAUUGGUUCCCGUGCCAAUUUGAACUGGACUUGUAUAUAAAAGUAAACCGUUAUCUGGGUCCCAACAUGUCUCAUGCUGAAGAGAGAUUUAUGUAGUCUCCCCUACUACCCAGACCAUUUGGAAGGAAAACAGUCAUUCCUUCAAAUUGGAUUAUGAAGUGACUCAGGAAUGUAGGAUGGAGCAUUCCCAUUCUUAAAUAUCUCUCCCUACCAGCAAGCGCUCUCCUGCAUAUUCCCCUCAUCCAACGACUUCCGGCCCAGCUACGAUGCGAAGCAGAUGGAAUGGAAAGGACAAGAGUCACAAGAUGAAGAAAGUUGAUGAUGUACUCCGGGGAUUCAGAGCGAAGCCCGAUGAUAUCAUUAUACCCGUAAUGGGGCUAACUGGAGUCGGGAAAAGCACUUUCAUCAACACUGCAGUCGGGAAGGUCGUGACACCUGUCGGCCAUGGCUUGCACUCAUGUACAGCCGAAAUCCAACAUGCCUUCUGUGCAUGUCCCAGCGAUCCCUCCCGCCGCGUAGUCCUCGUUGACACACCUGGUUUUGAUGAUACAUUUAUGGAUGACUCAGUGGUCUUGAGUCGCAUCGCCGUUUGGCUGGCGAGUUCGUAUGGCAAUGAUAUGAAGUUGGCUGGUGUCCUCUACAUCCAUGACAUUAGCCAACCUCGGUUGUCCGGUGUUUCGCACAACAAUCUUGAUACUUUUCGAAAGCUGUGCGGUGAACAUGCAGAGAAGAAUGUCAUUAUAGCGACCACAAAAUGGGGUGAGGUCACCCAGGAGGUGGGAGAAAGGUGCGAGCAACAACUGAAGAGCACCACCUGGAAGAAAAUGGUUGAAAAUGGAUCACAAGUCGCUCGGUUCGAUGGGUCGCGUAAAUCUGCGUGGGAUGUCAUGAUGCCCAUUCUCGCCAACAAUGCAGCUGUCGGCGCCCUCCGCAUUCAAGAGGAACUGGUUGACUUAGGAAGAAUGAUCCCAGAAACCGACGCAGGACGCGCCUUACGUGUUACAUUGAAGGGAGUGGCAGAGGCACAUAAAAGGGCCGUCGAAGAGUUGAAGAGAAAUGUCGGAGAUGACGAGCAACGGCAAAGAAUGAAGGACAACGAGAAAGAACUUCUCGAGCUCUUAACAGAGAUCCAAGAGCUCAAGGUGCCACUCGGGACGCGGAUCAAGGCUUGGUUUGGUCUUGGUUAACUCACUCCCCGCUCACUAACAUCACCCCUGCCCUCGGGCCUCUACCGCACCGUGCACGUUCCUAGAAUCAGAAACAUGCUUACUGACUUGAUG